Molecule: messenger RNA, 1509 nt
Organism: Didymodactylos carnosus
Lineage: Eukaryota; Metazoa; Rotifera; Eurotatoria; Philodinida; Philodinidae
Source: the annotation of a GenBank genome assembly
AUGGAUUCAUAUCCAUUAAAAUUAAUUGAAUUACGUGAUUUUUUACAAUCACCGUCAAUUUUGAAAGAGACAUUAACAUUUAAACAUGAUAAAGAAAAACCGACACCAAAAGGUAUUACACCCUUUAGUAAUAAAAUAAAUUCAAUAUUUCCAAAAAAGAAAAAAACAUCAAAAUAUAAAAAUUCUACAACAAAUGUUAUAUUUUUGAAUCAAAAAACCAUAUGUGAACGUGAAUUAUGUUUACCUGAGAAUACAAUUUUAUUUGCCGAUGAAUUAGAUCGAAAACGAAUUGGUAUUCAUACAAAAACGAGUAAUUGUUUUGCAAGAAAUGUGACAAUAACAUCUGGUGCUGCCUUAGCAUCGUUAAUACCCGUGUUAACAAAUGCCGACGAUUGGUUAAUUAUAUCAAAAUUAGUUUAUUCAAAACGAUAUUGUUUUAAUUCAAAUAAGAGUCCUACAGUUUAUGGAGAUGUUAUUAUGUUGUUAAAUGUAUCGAAUCCAUUUGUUCGAUGUGAAUUACUCAAAGCAUUUCAUUCGUUACACAAUACAUUCAGUGAAACACAACCAGCUUAUGUAGUUAUUGAUUUUACUCAAUUAUUAAUAAAAUGGUUUAAAAAAAGUUUACAUAAAACAGAUCAAUAUCAUCGUCAUGGUCUUCGAUGGAAAAUACAACCGUAUAAAUGUUCCGUGACAUUUGGAAAUGGAAGACAAUGGAGAACAAAUGGAAAAUUAUUUACUAGUAACGUGUCAAAACUGUUAAGAAGGCACGAUCAUCUAUUGAAAAUUAUGCUUGAUUUUAAUUAUUUGCCAACAAUUGUGUAUUCCAUACAAUUUGAUAAUUUAUUCACGUAUGCAAUAAAUGAAGAACAUGAACAAACAUUAAGAGAUAUGGGCAAUGGUCUCACAUUGUUAUCGGUUCAAAAUUUAUUAAAACUGGAUAAAAAACCGACUAAAGCGACAGAUGAUGACGAAUUUGUUGGAAAAUAUUGUGUUUCACCAUUAGCCUUAGAAAAUCAAAUGAUACCAGAAAUAGUUCAAUCGAGUGGUGAACCAGAAUCAAAUGUUUAUGAAACAAAAAGCACUUUAGAGUUUUCACCACCAGUCAUUUCGCUGAAUAAUCAUCCACUACAUCAUCAACAAUGCAUCUCAACCUCAUCGUAUCCUUCGUGCUAUCAACCAACCCGUCAAUAUGAUCCAUUACUCCAUGGUACUCAACGAGCUAUUUUUGAACAAGUACUGUUUAAUCGAGUAAAUAAAUUAAAAACAAAUCACAAUAAUCCAAUGGAAGCAUUGGAAUUAAUGAAAAAACGUAGUAUCGUUUGUUUAGUUGAAAAGAACAUUAAUAAUAAUAAUCAGCCAAAUGAUCAUCAAAAUAUGAGUAACAACUUCUCACAGCAAAUAAUGUUGAUGUCACGAUCAUCACAACAGCCUCAGAUACCAGCAUCGCUCUUACUUUUAACGAAUAAAGCAAAUUCAAAUGCACAACUAAAUAGAGCAAGUGACAUCUAA